CUGUCAUUCUUUUCGAACAAAAAAAUCUUAUCGCAGUCUAUUUUUCACGUCGUGCAAAGCGGUCGGCAUCAAAAAUCAAAAAUAUUGAUGCAAAAACAAUUCAAAUCGUCUACUAUUUCCAAAACCGGGGUUUUAGCUGAUCUUGAUACCUUUGUCCGCAUAGGAAUUUGAUUCACGCUGGUGUCCUUGGGACAAGAGCGUGGAUGUUGUGUAACUUCCGCUGUAUUCGUGAAAAUUGUUUUUUUUCUGCACUGCUAAGCAGCGCUGAUCCAAAGAGUGGCUAGCUAUCAAAAAACGGUGAAGAAAACUCGUUUUAUCGACUGCGUGUGUGUACAUAAUAUAGGCAUCUAUCAGGUUUUUUUUUCGCGGAUUUAGAAACGGUUCUGUGUAUGUAAUCGCAGUUCGUCUAAUCGCGCGAUCAAUGAGGUAUCGUAUCAUCGCUGUAAAAGUAAAUAUUGGGAGCUAAGCAAGCAAAGGCAAUCGUAUUCGAGACACAUUCUGAGGCAGGGGUGAAUGAGUGGUGUUGAAGAGUUGCUGCGAACAACAGCGAAGAAAGGCUAACAAAAGUCUGGUGACCUUUGAUUGGACCAAGAAAAAUUGGAGUAAAUUGUACCUCAAUCGCUAACGCUGCUGCUUGACCGAAAGAAUGGCUCAAUCAAAACCCCUGAAGGAAGUCUUCAGUUACCUGUCCUGGGUGCAUGCGGUCUCCGGCGCCACGGGUAGCGUUAUUGCCAUGUCUGCUUUCUACCCACUGGACACGGUUCGUUCUCGUCUUCAACUGGAAGCGCCAGAACGUCGCAAGGCACUAAGCACAUGGGCCAUCCUGAAGCAGCUGGUGGCGGAAGAGGGCUUCGCUACGCUCUACCGCGGCAUGGUGCCCGUCCUACAAAGUCUCUGUAUCUCCAACUUUGUUUACUUCUACACAUUCCACAGCCUGAAAGCCCUGCGUGGAUCUAUCACAGGUGGCAGCCAAUCCGCGCUGGCCGAUCUUCUACUGGGAUCGUUGGCAGGCAUUGUUAACGUCUUUACCACCACACCAUGUUGGGUGGUCAACACACGCCUGAAGAUGAAAGGAUUGGGCCAUCGGCUGAAGGACAGCACCAUGCACUACGACAAUCUGCUGGAUGGACUUAUUCACGUGGGCCGAACAGAAGGAGCCAAAGGGCUCUGGGCGGGAGCAAUGCCUUCUCUUAUCUUGGUCAUCAACCCUGCCAUCCAGUUCAUGGUGUAUGAAUCGCUCAAGCGAAGAAUGAUUGGCGAUCCCAAGCAUUCCUCGUCAGCUGCAUUCUUCGCCAUUGGAGCCAUUGCUAAAGCGAUAGCCACAGUGCUAACCUACCCAUUGCAGCUAAUCCAAACCAAAUUGCGCCACGGUAAUUCGGAUAAGAAUUUGGAUCUCCCGCCGGACACCGACAUGGUACAGAUGCUGUUGAUAAUCCUGAAAAAGCAAGGCGCAGCUGGUUUGUUUCGAGGGCUUGAAGCUAAACUACUGCAGACGGUGCUGACGGCGGCCCUGAUGUUCAUGACCUACGAGAAGAUUGCUCGUUUCGUCACGGCUCUGCUGGUCAGAGGAAAAAAGUGAUAAUCGAAUAGGUUUUUAUAGUUUCUCGCACGUAUUUAUGAAGGAAUAGGGUUCUACACUUUUAUAAGCAAACUUUUCAAUCUAGUCCUACACAUUCCAUUUUCUUGAUCAUUGACAUGCAUUGGCGCUUCUUUCAUGCAAUUUCCUCUUAGAUGAUUGGCUCUCUUAACGAAUAUUUCGGAGGUGAAGUUUUUUAGUACGUAGAUAUUUGUUGCUGCAGAACACCAAUGGUAGGUUUAAUUGUAUAAAAGGUAAUGGAUUUUCGUUUAAAACUAUGAAGUAUCUUUCGAAUAGCAACGCAUUUGAUAUACGCAUUUUCGACUGCUUAGAAUAUCUACAGUCAAAUAUACGGGAUUGGUUCCAAGGUCCCGUUUUCAUUCUAUUAUUCGUUUUGAAGUAUAGUCAAAAUGGGUAUAUGAGCUAAAUAAUAAGAAUGGUAAUAAACCCCUUACAUAAUUCAUUAAUUUUAAACCAAAAGAUCAAUUUAUGUUCCCAGUUGAAAAUUAUGACAAAAGUAUUCAGAACAAAGAAAUACCACAAAAAACUUUAUGUUUAUACUAGAAGUAUGUAUUCUAUGAAGUAAUAAUAAAAGGUUCACAUGUCAAGUGUUCAA
Molecule: messenger RNA, 2192 nt
Organism: Armigeres subalbatus
Lineage: Eukaryota; Metazoa; Arthropoda; Insecta; Diptera; Culicidae
Gene: PMP34
Product: peroxisomal membrane protein PMP34
Exons: 3
Coding region: 647-1579 (310 amino acids)
Biological process (GO): transport
Cellular component (GO): peroxisomal membrane
Molecular function (GO): FMN transmembrane transporter activity; AMP transmembrane transporter activity; ADP transmembrane transporter activity
Source: RefSeq, a predicted model, not a curated record